UCCUGGCUCUGUGAGCCUCUACCACAGCCCUGGUUCUGUGAACCUCUGCCACAGCCCUGGCUCUGUGAGCCUCUACCACAGCCCUGGUUCUGUGAACCUCUGCCACAGCCCUGGCUCUCCAUCACCUCUCCCAUCUCUUACCUCCCCUCUGUUCCCUUCCUUUCUUCAUCUGUUUGUACCCCCUGUGUCCCUCCAUGCCUCGCUCAUUGUCAAACGAGGCCGGGGUCCUUUGUCUGUGUAUGGGAGCCCGUGGUUUAACGGCUGGGGGUUCAACCUGCCUAGGGGCCAGUCUCUGCUGGAUAAAUGGAACCAAGUCCCAGAGGGCAUUGACAUCCUCAUGACCCACUGCCCUCCCCUCGGGUUCAGAGACUGGGUUCCUAAGGAGCUGCAGAGGGUGGGCUGUGUGGAGCUGCUCAACACGGUCCAGAGGAGGGUCCGGCCCAAACUACACGCCUUCGGAGGAAUACAUGAAGGGUAUGGCAUCAUGACUGACGGCUGCACCACGUUCAUCAACUCCUCCACGUGCACGAUCAGCUUCCAGCCCACCAACCCCCCAAUCGUGUUCGACCUGCCCAACCCCUCCAGCUCCUGAGAAUGACCAGUGAAAGAGGGGGGGGGGGGGUUUGUUGGCCAGAAUAACCUUUUUUUUCUAACAAAUAAUGUCAAAAUAAUUAUAUUAAGUGUUUCUCUCAAAUAUUGUUAUUUUGUAAGCUGUAAAGUGAAAGAGUGUGGGGGGUGUAGGG
Messenger RNA from Oncorhynchus kisutch (coho salmon), 743 nucleotides. RefSeq names its product metallophosphoesterase MPPED2. The transcript has 5 exons. NCBI's taxonomy places the organism in Eukaryota, Metazoa, Chordata, Actinopteri, Salmoniformes, Salmonidae. The annotation marks the transcript as partial. The record is from RefSeq and is a predicted model, not a curated record.